Pieris napi is the source of this 4260-nucleotide messenger RNA. RefSeq lists its product as uncharacterized. The coding region runs from base 338 to 1408 and encodes 356 amino acids. The transcript has 2 exons. NCBI's taxonomy places the organism in Eukaryota, Metazoa, Arthropoda, Insecta, Lepidoptera, Pieridae. The record is from RefSeq and is a predicted model, not a curated record.
UAUAUAUAUAUGUAUAUAUAUGUAAAGAGAAUGAUCUCUUUAAUUUGAAUAUUCGCGCGCACUGGCAGUUUGUGAGUGAGCCGCGUCGUGUCACGUCAAGCUAGCUGACAUUGUCAAAGAUGUAAAGGGCAAAUAUGCUGAGAUUGUUGAAUUGCAUUUUAAUCUUAUUUGUAAAUUAUUUUAAUACUUAGUUAUAGCUUAACAUCGAGAGGUGAUAACAAUGAACUUUUAUUGUCGUUUCUUUAUUUACAGAGAAACAAAUAGAAGUUUUAUUUAGCCUCUUGCUUGCUAUUGAAAUACAGACUAUUGUCUUAUAAAACGACAAUACUUGUUUAUAAUGUCACAAAAAUUGCAGUUUGCAUUUAAGCUUGAAGCAUCACAAACUGACAAUAAGACGAGUGUAAUUGCCAUAACCUCAAUUACAACAGAAGAUGACAAAAAGUAUACACUGUCUGAGACUGAUAAAUACGCGAGUCGUCACAUAGCAUUAACAAAAACAGAAACCUACAAAAGAGUGAGAAAAAGUUUAAAUCAAAGAGGUCAAGAAAGAACAAUAUGGAUGACAUGUACAGAAGAAAUGAUUCAAGCCUAUUUUGAUGAAGAUAAUAAUUUAAUGUUUAACGACCUAUAUUUAAAAGAAGAAAAAAAACAAACAGAUAUUGUAGAAUCCACACAGAAGAAAAAGGGUCUACUAAAUUUGAAAAAUAUAUCAGAAAGAUUCAUGAUUGAGAAAUUUGUAUGUAAAUUCUCAAAUGCGAAACAAUGGAUAGAAAUAUUCGAGAAUGAAUGUAAACGAUUUGAGAUUGAGGAAGAUACAACAAAGAUAGAAAUAUUAAGAUUAUUUUUGGACAAAACAUGUGCAGAUUGGCACUCGGCAACAUUGAAGACUUUGAAAAUCGAGGCUGGAUGGUCCGAGUGGAAAAAUAAAUUUUUGGACACAUUUGCCGAUAAAGGAUGGAGUUCGGGAAUGUAUGCCAUAUUUUACAAAUAUAAAGAAGGAUCACUGAUGGAAUACGCCAUUAGAAAAGAAAAGUUAUUAUUAGAUAUGGAUGAAAAUAUUGGCGGGAAAAGUCUGGUCACACUUAUAGCAGCCGGCUUACCUGAAUUUAUUAGAAACAGAAUUGAUCCUGAAAAGUGUGAAACCUCAACAAGAUUGCUUCAUGAAAUAAGUAAAUGUGAAAGUUUGGUAAAUAAUAAAAACUUCAAAAUAAAAAAGGAAGAAAAAGAUGACAAUAAGAAAUACAGUUUAGGAAAAAAACCAUGCAAAACCUGUCAGUAUUUAAAUAAGGGUAAUCGAUACCACCCAGAACAGUCUUGUUGGUUUAAAAAAGAAGGGGCAGAUAACAAAAGGAUUGGAAGUAAUUCGGUUAUAGAAGUAAAUCUAAGCGAAGAGACAAAAAACGAGUAAUCACACCAUUGAUAAAAAUAAAUAUGUUAUUAGAAGACAAAAUACAAAUAAAUGGAAUAUAUGAUUCAGGCUCACAAGUGUCUCUGAUAAACAAAAGGUUAGUUAGAACACAGAAUGAUUCUGUGGAUACAAAUAGAAUAUUAUUAAGAACUGUCAAUGGUGUGACAUACACAAAAGGUUUAAUAAGAAUAAAAGUAAAGAUUUUUGAUAUAGAAGAAUAUGUUGAUGUUUUUAUUGUAGACAAACUGGAUUUUGAAGAUUUCAUUAUAGGACUAGAUAUGAUAAAAAAAUUUAAAUUAGCUCAAAAUGAAGAUUUAAAAAUUUUACAAAAGACAAAGAGGGAGAUAAAUACUAUAAAUGCAUUUGAAGAGAUAGAGGAAAUUAAAGUCAAUUUUAAUGAGCAUGUGAAUAAAAAUGACUUCAUAACAAAUCUACAUCACUUGGACAAUAUCAAAAAGUCCCGAAUACACAAUUUAAUACAGAAUUAUAAUACUAUAUUUGCCAAAGACAAAUAUGAUGUAGGUACAGUAACAGAUUAUGAAGCCCGGAUAGACUUAAUGGUGGACAAGUACUGUAGCAAAAGACCAUAUCGUUGCACAUUAGAAGACAAAAUAGAAAUAGAAAAACAGGUGGGUAAUUUACUAAAAAAUAACUUAAUUGAGGAAUCAUACAGCCCAUUCGCAGCACCAGUUACCUUGGCAUUUAAAAGAGACGAAAAUACAAAAUCGAGACUCUGUAUUGAUUUUCGUGAACUAAACAAGAUAGUCAUACCACAAGCACAACCAUUUCCAUUGAUAAGCGACUUGAUUGUUAAAGCAAGAAAUUGUAAAUAUUUUACCACACUGGACAUAAAUUCCGCGUUUUGGUCUAUACCACUACGUAUUGAGGACAGACAAAAGACAGGAUUUGUCACACAGGAUGGACAUUAUCAAUGGACUUGCCUACCAUUUGGAUUGAAAACAUCACCUGCCAUUUUCCAGAGAAUUUUAUCAAAUAUAUUAAGAGAUAAUAACUUGAAAGACUUCACAGAAAAUUACAUUGAUGAUAUCUUAAUAUUUUCACAAUCGUUUGAAGAACAUAUAGAUCACAUAGAAAAAGUACUCAAAGCAAUAAUAAAAGAAGGAUUCAGAUUAAAAUUUAAAAAAUGCACAUUUGCAGCAACAUCAGUGAAAUACCUAGGACAUAUAAUAGGAAAUAAUACGGUAAAACCGCUCAAAGAUAACAUUAUUUCAAUAAGAAAUUUCCCAACACCCAAAACCCGAAAGAAUAUUAGACAGUUUCUGGGAAAGAUUAACUUUUACCACGAAUACAUACCAAAUAGUUCGAUAUUAUUGGAUCCACUACAUAAAUUAUUGAGGAAAGAUGCCCAGUUUAUAUGGUCAGAAGAAUGUGAAGAAACUUUUUCUAAUAUAAAAAAUAUAUUAUGCUCACAACCGGUACUCGAAAUAUUUGAUAAAGACCUGCCUAUUACAAUUUACACGGAUGCCUCGUUGAAUGGUAUAGGUGCAAUAUUAAAACAGAUUCAAAAAAAUGGUAAAGAAAAACCAGUUGGUUAUUUUUCAAAAAAACUCAAUGAUUCACAAAAAAGAAAGAAGGCAAUAUACCUUGAAUGCUUUGCAAUAAAAGAAGCUAUCAAAUACUGGCAAUAUUGGUUGAUUGGAAGAAAGUUCACCGUUUUUUCGGAUCACAAACCACUAGAAAACCUCAACAUAAAGGCUAGAACAGACGAUGAACUUGGUGAAUUAACUUUUUAUUUGUCACAAUAUGACUUCAACAUCAAAUAUAUUCCGGGGAAGAAUAAUACGGAAGCAGACAGUCUCAGUAGAAACCCAGUAUUGGAAGAUAAUGAUAAUGAUGAAGAAAUUUUAAAAAUGGUGAAUCUGAUAACAAUAGAUGAUAUUAAGGCAGAUCAGCAGAAAAACGAGAAAAUAAAGGAAAAGAAAACCAAAAUAAUCGAAAGAAAUGGGAUACUAUACAAAAAAGAUCGAAACAGAGAAAAAGUUAUAUUAUCGGAAGAAGCGAGUGUAAAAUUAAUAAAGGAAACACACACCGAAUGGUGUCAUUUAGGGAUCAACCAAAUGAUAAAUAAAAUCAGUCCUUAUUAUACAGCAAAGUAUUUAACGAGAAACAUUAAAAGAAUAUGCAAAAAUUGUGAAACCUGUAUAAAAAAUAAAUCGAGAGGCCAGGAUAAAUACGGAUUAAUGUCACAUCUGGGACCAGCCGAAAAACCAUUUCAGAUAAUGUCGAUAGAUACUAUUGGUGGCUUUGGAGGACAAAGAUCAACAAAGAAAUACCUACAUUUGUUAGUUGAUCAUUUUACAAGAUUUGCGUUCAUUCUGACAUCAAAAACGCAAAAUGCUUCAGAUUUCAUCAAGUUAGUAAAAAAAGUUCUGGAGACGGAAAAUAUUGAGAUAUUACUAGCAGAUCAGUAUCCAGGAUUAAAUUCAAAAGAAUUCAAAGAAUUUUUGACAGAUAAUGAUGUAAAACUAAUAUUUACUGCGGUAGAUACACCAUUUUCAAACGGACUCAACGAAAGAUUGAACCAAACACUGGUUAACAAAAUGAGGUGCAAAAUAAAUCAGAAGAAUGAAAAGAAAUCCUGGACGUCAAUUGCAAGAGAAUGUAUAGAUAAGUAUAAUGAAACCGAGCACACAGUGACAGGCUUUGCACCAGUAUAUCUAUUAGAAGGAAAAGUCACCAGUAUUUUGCCACAAGAACUACGACAACCAUUAGAUACAGAAACAUGGGUUCAAAAUAGACAACAAGCACUUGAAAGAUCAAUUAGAUCACAUGCAUAUAAUAAGAAAUUAUUUGAUAAAGGCAGAACACAGUGGGAAUUCAACAUAGGAGAA